Molecule: messenger RNA, 1932 nt
Organism: Menidia menidia (Atlantic silverside)
Lineage: Eukaryota; Metazoa; Chordata; Actinopteri; Atheriniformes; Atherinopsidae
Source: the annotation of a GenBank genome assembly
AUGGAAAUCGGAACAACAGGUGGGAGCCGCGAACUACCGGCCGGGCCGGUGCUGCGUUCAGGUGAAGACAAACGAGACCGGCGAGUGCACCUGUUGCCCCCCGCCCCCCCUCUCAUGUCCAUAGCCGCGGUUGCCAUGGCGAGCCCUUGGCAACAUGGGCGCCGUUGCCGCGGCGACGGCUCGGGGGAAGCGGCGAGCUGCUGGGAUGCUCGGAGACGCCAUCUCCGAGUCACUUUGGUGGAAAUGAGGCGGGCCAGCUGCUCCGCAGCAGGCGACGGGUCUCUGGAGCCGCUCGGGGGGGAAAUCCGUCUGAAGCAGCGGCCGAGCCGCCCUGAGGGGCUGCAGACGCCCCUCUCAGGGCUCAGCCGGCCUCUGGGGGCUCUGCUUUGGCAUCGAUUCACCAAAGAGGACGAGAACAGGAAGCAGCUUCACCACUGUGCGGAUGGAGGAGGCAGGAGGGAGGAGGCAAUUGACAAACAAGGAGCCGCUGGAGCCCAGACGCUGUUCUCUUUGCCUCGACGGCCCAGUUAUGGCGGCGCCGGGAAGCCCAUCAAGCUGCUGGCCAACUGCUUCCAGGUGGACAUCCCAAAGAUUGACGUCUACCUGUACGAGGUGGACAUCAAGCCAGAGAAAUGCCCCCGGCGGGUCAACAGGGAGGUGGUAGACACCAUGGUGCAGCACUUCAAGGUGACCAUCUUUGGGGACCGACUGCCGGUGUACGAUGGGAAGAGGAGCCUGUACACGGCCAGCCCGCUGCCGGGCGGGAAGGACCGGCCCUUUAAGGUCGCCAUGGCGUUUGUGUCGGUGGUCAGCUGGCGGCUGCUGCACGACGUCCUGACGGGGCACGCUGCCGCCGAGCCCGUCGACCUGGACAAGCCCAUCAGCACCAACCCCGUGCACGCCGUGGACGUGGUGCUGCGACACCUGCCCUCCAUGAAGGAGGUGGUGGACACCAUGGUGCAGCACUUCAAGGUGACCAUCUUUGGGGACCGACUGCCAGUUUACGAUGGGAAGAGGAGCCUGUACACGGCCAGCCCGCUGCCGGUGGCCGCCGGCGGGGGCGGGAAGGACCGGCCCUUUAAGGUCGCCAUGGCGUUUGUGUCGGUGGUCAGCUGGCGGCUGCUGCACGACGUCCUGACGGGGCACGCUGCCGCCGAGCCCGUCGACCUGGACAAGCCCAUCAGCACCAACCCCGUGCACGCUGUGGACGUGGUGCUGCGACACCUGCCCUCCAUGAAGUGCUCAGUGCGGCCAGCCAUGUGGAAGAUGAUGCUCAACAUCGAUGUGUCGGCCACGGCCUUCUACAAAGCCCAGCCUGUCAUCCUGUUCAUGUGUGAGGUGCUGGACAUCCACAACAUCGACGAGCAGCCGCGGCCUCUCACCGACUCCCACCGGGUCAAGUUCACCAAGGAAAUCAAAGGCCUGAAGGUGGAGGUGACCCACUGUGGCAGCAUGCGCAGGAAGUACAGAGUGUGCAACGUGACCCGCCGCCCCUCCAGCCUGCAGACGUUCCCUCUGCAGCUGGAGAGCGGCCAAACGGUGGAGCGCACGGUGGCGCAGUACUUUAGGGAGAAGUACAGCCUGCAGCUAAAGUACCCCCACCUGCCCUGCCUGCAGGUGUGCAACAUAGUUGCGGGUCAGCGCUGCAUCAAGAAGCUGACGGACAACCAGACGUCCAUCAUGAUCAAGGCCACCGCCCGCUCUGCCCCCGACAGGCAGGAGGAGAUCAGCCGCCUGGUGAGGAGCGCCAACUACGAGUCGGACCCGUUUGUGAGGGAGUUCCAGUUCGGCGUGCGCGACACGAUGGCCGAGGUGACGGGCCGCGUGCUGCCGGCCCCCAUGCUGCAGUAUGGCGGCAGGACGGGCACAUUCAAAACGGGAGUCAUCAUCAUCAUCAUUAUCAUCAUCAUCAUCAGCAUCAUCAUCACAUGA